Trachymyrmex cornetzi is the source of this 728-nucleotide messenger RNA. RefSeq names its product probable chitinase 2. The annotation marks the transcript as partial. The record is from RefSeq and is a predicted model, not a curated record. Gene Ontology annotation, molecular function: chitinase activity; chitin binding. Gene Ontology annotation, cellular component: extracellular region. The transcript has a single exon. Gene Ontology annotation, biological process: chitin catabolic process; carbohydrate metabolic process. NCBI's taxonomy places the organism in Eukaryota, Metazoa, Arthropoda, Insecta, Hymenoptera, Formicidae.
AGAAGAUUGUAUGCUACUUCGGUAGUUGGGCUGUUUAUCGACCUUCUGGAGGCAAAUUUGAUAUUUCUCUCAUUCACCCAAAUCUUUGCACCCAUCUGAUCUAUGGCUUUGUUGGCAUCGGUGAUGAAGGCGAUAUUCGAGUUUUAGACUCGUGGCAAGAGCUUCCCGAUAAUUGGGGCCAGGACGCCUUUGGAAAAUUCAACAAGCUUCGCGAACAGAGCCCCACAACUAAAACGCUUAUUGCUAUCGGUGGAUGGAACGAGGGAUCCGCUAAAUUCUCUUCUGUCGUAGCCAACCCGACUCUUCGUUCGAAAUUCGUCAAGAAUAUCGUCGAGUUUGUGAAGAAAUACAAUUUCGAUGGUUUCGAUAUCGAUUGGGAAUACCCGAACCAGCGUGGUGGGAAACCGGAGGAUAUGCAAAACUAUAUAAGCCUGCUGAAGGAACUCAGAUCUCAAUUCGAUAAACAUGGACUAAUUCUCAGUGCUGCCGUUGCUGCUGCCGAGAAUUCCGCCUCUUUGUCCUACAAUAUCAUGGAAAUGUCCAAAUAUCUAGAUUUUAUCAACGUUAUGACGUACGAUCUUCAUGGCGCUUGGGAGUCAAUCACUGGUCACAACGCUCCGCUUUAUUCGCGCAAGAACGAGUUUGGAAAUGAUCUUAAGCUCAACGUUGUGAGUGAUCUCGGAUUCGACAUCCAACACAACAAAUGGAUGUUCGAAAGGUGUCUUUAG